Anisakis simplex (herring worm) is the source of this 249-nucleotide messenger RNA. NCBI's taxonomy places the organism in Eukaryota, Metazoa, Nematoda, Chromadorea, Rhabditida, Anisakidae. The record is from the annotation of a GenBank genome assembly.
CUCGCAUUUCGUUGCAGCACCCACAAACUGCAAACCGCACUCAUGCGAACCCUGCACGAGUGCGGGUUGCACUUUGUGGGUGCCGCACUCGUGCGAACCCUGCACGAAUGCCACGCCGCAAGCCCGCUAACCCAACUGAUAUCUGCACUCAAUGACCAACGGGUUCGUCCCGCCAUACGCCAGAGAAAAAAAGACACUCUCUCGACGACCCAGCAGAAACCAAUGCACAACGCCAGCGACGGGUUCUAA